Molecule: messenger RNA, 2199 nt
Organism: Pangasianodon hypophthalmus (striped catfish)
Lineage: Eukaryota; Metazoa; Chordata; Actinopteri; Siluriformes; Pangasiidae
Exons: 1
Coding region: 1-2199 (732 amino acids)
Source: RefSeq, a predicted model, not a curated record
AUGGAGUUGGACACAGGCUCCGCUGUAUCCGUGAUGUCACAGAAUGAGUUUGAGAGACAUUUUGACAAUGUUAAGCUAAAGCCAUCACCUGUUAAACUAAAAACAUACACCGGUGAGCCUAUACUUCCCAUUGGGGUAAUGCCUGUUACUGUUGAGUACAAUGAUCAGCGGAGUGAAUUGGAUCUGUACAUAGUACAGACAGAGGGGCCAGCACUUUGGGGACGUGACUGGUUGCGAAAGUUAAGGUUGGACUGGGAAUCCAUUAAAAGUCUGCAAGUCACAGUUCCUGAUGCAUGGAAUACUCAAAAGAAACUGGAAAGAGUGCUGGAUGGUGCUGUAACAGUGUUUCAACCAGGCAUGGGAACCUUAAAGCAUAUCAAGGGAAAAAUAACACUGAAGGAGGACGCAGUUCCCAAGUUUCAUAAAGCACGUCCUGUUCCUUAUGCUAUUCGCCAGAAAGUCGAAAUUGAGCUGGAUCGAUUGGAAGCUGAAGGAAUACUAUCCAAGGUUGACUGGAGUCCCUGGGCAACUCCAGUUGUUCCUGUAUCCAAGAAGGACGGAAGUGUAAGACUUUGUGGAGAUUUCAAGGUGUCUGUCAACCCUGAACUGCAUGUAGAACAAUAUCCACUACCAAGAAUAGAGGAUAUCUUUGCCACACUUUCUGGUGGUAGACACUUCAGCAAAAUCGACCUGGCGGAAGCAUAUUUACAGAUGGAAAUGGAGGAAGACUCAAAAGUGCUUCUGACUAUUAACACCCAUAAGGGAUUGUAUCGCUAUAACAGGCUGGUUUUUGGCAUUGCCUCAGCGCCCGCUUUAUGGCAGAGGGCUAUGGAUCAAGUGCUUCAAGGCUGCCCUGGUACUCAAUGUUACCUUGACGACAUCAUCGUUACAGGUGAAAAUGACAGUAGACAUUUGGAGAACUUGGCACGUGUGUUAAGGAGACUGGAAGAUUUUGGGCUACGAGCAAGACGUGACAAAUGUGAGUUCUUUAAGAGCAGCAUCACAUACUGUGGACAUCAAAUCGAUGCAAAUGGCCUACAUAAGUGUCCUGACAAGUUGAGAGCCAUAGCAGAGGCUCCACCACCCAAAGAUGUCUCACAGUUGAGGUCAUUCCUGGGAUUUGUCAAUUACUACAACAGGUUUUUGCCAAAUCUAGCCACUGUUCUCCAUCCCCUUAAUGCCCUGUUGCAAGCAGGAAAGAAAUGGAUGUGGACAAAGCAGUGUACGGAAGCUUUUCGGGAAGCAAAGCGACUGGUGAUGUCAGACACAGUAUUGACUCAUUUUGACCCCCAUAAACCAUUGAAAGUGGCAUGUGACGCCUCACCGUAUGGCAUCGGUGCAGUGUUGUCCCAUGUGAUGAGUGAUGGGACCGAACGACCUAUAGCCUUCGCUUCACGUUCUCUCAGCGCUGCGGAGAAGAACUAUGCUCAGAUUGAUAGGGAGGCGCUGAGCUUGGUCUGGGGGGUUAAACGAUUCAAUCAGUAUCUGUAUGGGAACGAGUUUACCUUGGUCACUGACCAUCAGCCUCUGGUUUCAAUAUUCAGUCCACAGAAGGGAGUUCCACUGACAGCUGCAGCACGGAUGCAGAGGUGGGCUUUGUUCCUAGGAGGACACAGAUACCGGAUUGAAUUCAAAAGAACGCAUAGACAUGCAAAUGCAGAUGGACUUUCACGCCUGCCAUUAGACCUUACUAGCACAGAGCCAGUGAAAGAAAGCAUAUCUUUGGAUGUUUUUACACUUGCGCAAUUGGAGGGCUCCCCUGUUACGGCUGAAAUGGUUCAGAGAGAAACCAGGAGGGAUCCCACAUUGUCUCAGGUAUACGCAGCUACACAAAAUGGCUGGAACGCAGAAGCAAAGAGCCGGUUCGCACAGUACUAUCAGCGCCGCGACAAACUGGCUUUGGAUGGAGGUUGCAUCAUAUGGGGUUUAAGAGUCGUCAUACCUGCUAAGUUGCGAAAUCGAGUCUUGGAGGAGCUUCAUGUCGGACACUUAGGAGUAGUCAAGAUGAAGUCACUUGCAAGAAGCUUUGUAUGGUGGCCAGGAAUAGAUCAGCAGAUCGAGCAGCUUGCCAUGCAUUGCUCAGGAUGUCAGCAUGUUCAAAAGAUGCCAAAAGCAGCCCCAUUACACCCUUGGGAAUGGCCCGCUUUGCCGUGGCAAAGGAUACAUGUUGAUUUUGUGGGACCCUUCAUGGGCAUGUAG